Molecule: messenger RNA, 1610 nt
Organism: Orbicella faveolata
Lineage: Eukaryota; Metazoa; Cnidaria; Anthozoa; Scleractinia; Merulinidae
Product: snRNA-activating protein complex subunit 3-like
Biological process (GO): snRNA transcription by RNA polymerase III; snRNA transcription by RNA polymerase II
Cellular component (GO): snRNA-activating protein complex
Molecular function (GO): RNA polymerase III type 3 promoter sequence-specific DNA binding; RNA polymerase II cis-regulatory region sequence-specific DNA binding; bent DNA binding
Source: RefSeq, a predicted model, not a curated record
CUUCAUAGAAAAAUUUAACAACAAGCAUUUGGAUUGGUCAAUUUUCUGUUCAACGACGCUUGUCCAAUCAAAACAAAUGUAAGAUCUCAUGCAGUUCAAAAUGGCGAGCAGAGGAGAGUGUUCUUCGUUGAUUUCAGUAAAACAGUUUAAAGAACAGUUUUUGGAGUUUCUUGAGCCGACACAGUAUGAGAGGAAAAAGGUAGAACUUGAACUUAAAGACAUGGCGAAAGAAAUGAAUGUAGCAAUGGAAAUAGUUACAGACUUGAGUGAAGUGUGUAGUCCAAGCAAUUUAAAGUGUCCAGCGGAUACAGAAGGUCUGGAAUCAAUUGAUAUUUAUAAAGAUCCAAUUCCUGAUGGUGUAGAGCUUCACACUUUGAAGCUGUUGAAAGAAAGGAAAGGACAACUAACUUCACACCGAAAACAAGUGAAUUAUCUUAUAAAGGAAGUACGGCCCUCCAAGGAACCUCAAGCAUUUCAAGAGAUAAAGAUGAAUGAGGUUAUCCUGUCUGUUGCUAUUUGUCAUCCCAGAAAGCAAAACAAAGUUCAAGAAUUCCUUGUGCUGGGAAGUCAGUGUCUUACAGAAAUGCGUGACAAGAUCUUUUGUACAGCCGAUGGCAUGAUACUUGGGGAUCACAGUGAUAAUCCAGACCAGCUGUCUCAAUCAACAGCCAAGGAUAUCUUCAAGUCUGGCUUCUUUUUCAUAGAGGGAGUGUUUUACAAUGACAAACGAGAUCCAGUGUCAAGGGAUUACAGCAAGGUUAUCAUUGACUGGGCUAAAGACCCUCAAAGAAGAAAGUGCCCUGGGCUUGGCUUAUUCACCAGUAAGCGCAUGGAAGAUGUGGUGUUUGAAGACCUAAAGGUCAAGUUAGGAUAUCCAUAUUUAUAUUGCCAUCAGGGAAACUGCGAACAUUUACUGAUUUUUACUGAUCUGAGACUGUUGGAUGUGGAUGAUGAACCGAACCAGAACGAAUACCCACUGCAAGUGUUCAAACAUCGAGGAAAAAGAAUUCGUUGCCGAGUGUGUGAUGUUUACACCGCAAAAUGGGUGACAGUGAACGAUGCCUUGGCAUGCGAGGAACCCUGCUUUUUCUGUGCCACCUGUUUCAAAGGUCUCCACUAUUCGCCAGAUGGCGAGAAAAUCUGUGACUUUCAGGCUUAUCCCGUCGUUGGAGACUUUGAUUGGUGAUCCAGUCUCGUGCUCAGGACACUAACCUCGGAGUUAAACAGCUCAGGAUCACGUGGAAGGUCUUGGAAACGUUAGAAGCUAACCAGUUCCUUCCCUUGAUGGCAAUAAGGAGGCGAACCGGAAGUGAAUCUAUCGAUGAUCAACAUUGGGUCGCAAAAAGGUCAUGCAUCGCCUCGGACAGCAGAGCAGACGGUUGUCAUUCUCCGUUUUAGAAAAGAAUUCUGUUAACAGAUAACAAUGAGAGCAUUCUCUAUCUUGUUUCAGUAAGAUCUCCCGUCCCUUGCCUGCUAUAGCUGACGGAAAAACACUCAUCCUUACUUCUUGUCUGGAUGAGUCGUACAGAAUACCCACACGCUAAAUUUGGAUUUUCCCGUCUGUUAAAUGACUUAAAUGUGGGGAAUAUUGAUUAAAAUUAUUUCAGUUU